GUUACUUCAUCGCUCGAGGAGGCUUUUUGUUCGAUCCGUUCCGAAACCACGACGUUCCCGUUCGCUUCCAGGAUGAAGAUGUUUCUGGCACUAGUGGCGCUGAGUAUCCUGUCCGCCGUGCUGGCCGCUCCGUUGGAUGACUCCCGAAAUGCCGAGAUCCUGCGGUACAGCAGCGAAAACAUUGGCAUCGAUGGAUAUCGCUUCGAGUUCGAAACGAGCGAUGGUACGAGCCGGAGAGAGGAGGCCGAACUGCGCAACGCCGGCACGGACAGUGAGGCGAUAGUGGUCCGCGGUUCGUACUCGUACACCGGUCCCGAUGGCACCGUGUACGUGAUCAACUACGUGGCGGACGAGAACGGUUUCCAGCCGGAAGGAGCCCACAUUCCGAAGUGAGUCCAGACGGGGUCCUGUCUAGCUACUCCAAAAACCCAACCGAAACCGGGAUUCGGGAUCACCUUUGUUAUUUGCCCUGAGUUUGGAGCGACAAAAUAAAAGAGUCCCCUGAAAAACCUG
This is a messenger RNA of Anopheles bellator, 513 nucleotides long. Its product is annotated as flexible cuticle protein 12-like. Gene Ontology annotation, molecular function: structural constituent of chitin-based larval cuticle. Bases 73 to 393 code for a protein of 106 amino acids. The record is from RefSeq and is a predicted model, not a curated record. NCBI's taxonomy places the organism in Eukaryota, Metazoa, Arthropoda, Insecta, Diptera, Culicidae. The transcript has 3 exons. Gene Ontology annotation, cellular component: chitin-based extracellular matrix.